AUGGGCGGUCUUUUGACCAGUUGCCAAAGCGAAGAAGUUCGCGAGCAACUUAGUAAAAACAAGGCUAUAGAAAAACAAUUGACAAGUGAUAGACGUGCUGCUUCUUCUAUUAUCAAACUUUUAUUGUUGGGGGCAGGAGAGUGUGGAAAAUCGACUGUGCUCAAACAAAUGCAAAUUCUACACAGUAAUGGCUUUACAGAAGAAGAAAUUAAUGAGCGCAAAGCUGUCGUUUAUUCCAAUACAGUGACUUCAAUGGCUGCUAUUUUAAAGGCAAUGGAUAACGUUCUACACAUGCCAAUGGAUGACGCUUCUAAAGAAAGAGAUAGAAAUUUAAUUUUUAGAGCUAUAGAAAAUGGAGAAGAGAAUCUUCCUUUUACCGACCCAAUUGCAAAGGCCUUACAAAAUUUAUGGGGAGAUAAAGCUGUUAAAAAGGCUUAUGAAAUGCGCAGUGAAUAUCAGCUCAACGAUUCUGCUAAAUAUUUUCUCGACUCAGUCUCUCGUAUCCACGAACCCGGCUACAGACCCACAGAACAAGAUAUACUCUACUCCAGGGUUGCUACUACAGGCGUUGUGGAAGUCAAAUUUAUUAUUAAAGGCAAUAUGGAAUUUAGAGUUUUUGAUGUGGGUGGACAACGUUCGGAACGUAGAAAAUGGAUUCAUUGUUUUGACAAUGUUGAAGCAAUUAUUUUUAUUACUGCAAUAAGCGAAUAUGACCAAGUACUUUUUGAAGACGAAACUACGAAUCGAAUGAUUGAAUCAAUGCAAUUAUUUUCCUCAAUUUGUAACAGUUCGUGGUUUUUAAAUACUGCAAUGAUUCUGUUUUUAAACAAAAAGGAUCUUUUUCUAGAGAAAAUACAAAGAGUUAAUAUUACAACGUGUUUUCCGGAUUAUGAAGGCUCCCAAAACUACGAAGAAGCAGUCAAUUUUAUUAAAAUGAAAUUUGCAGAAUUAAAUCAACAUCCAGACAAAAAAACUAUUUAUAUGCACGAAACAUGUGCAACAGACACCAAUCAAGUUCAACUUGUAAUUAGUUCGGUAAUUGACACAAUAAUUCAGAAAAAUUUACAAAAGGCUGGGAUGAUGUAA
Meloidogyne enterolobii is the source of this 1086-nucleotide messenger RNA. The record is from the annotation of a GenBank genome assembly. Lineage: Eukaryota; Metazoa; Nematoda; Chromadorea; Rhabditida; Meloidogynidae.